Molecule: messenger RNA, 1464 nt
Organism: Ylistrum balloti
Lineage: Eukaryota; Metazoa; Mollusca; Bivalvia; Pectinida; Pectinidae
Exons: 20
Coding region: 12-1349 (445 amino acids)
Molecular function (GO): protein binding
Source: RefSeq, a predicted model, not a curated record
ACCCUUAACACAUGUCAGUUAGCGAUCCACUCCUUCGGGAGUUGAAAGGACUCGUUUUGGAACUUCGGACCAAAAAUGAAAAUGUCUGUGAUAGGACGCCAACACUACAUAGGCUGUGUAAAAUCCUAGAGGAGAUCUUCAGGAAAGGUUUAAAAAAUCCUGGUUGGUUUGGAAAGUGUGACUAUUGGACAUGGAUAAGCAAGCUCAACAAUAUUUCCAAACAAAGAAACAAUCCCAUCUUGUCAAUGGUUAUAGACUCAGUGAAAGAAUCAAAGAAAGUAUUUAGCAGCUGUGGGCGUGGCAGAUUAUUCAUUCGAUCAGCUUUGGUCAAGAAAGUCUUAGCUGUUCCAGUGCAACUUCUGGCUAAGGACCAUCAACUGGCUCAGGAGUGGUAUACAAACAAUUCUAUUCUUGGGGAUGAAAUUUUAACAGAAAUUUUCCAAUCUCUCCUUUUCGAACUGACAGAAGUUCCAUUCCAGUUACAAGUUAAGAAUGCAAGUUUCUUAGACAACACUUGGGAUUUAGCAACUUACACAAAGUUUGAGUUUGUGCCGUGUGAUGACUUAGGACUACAUGUCCAGUUAGUACAAGGACAUCUCCUGGUAGUGGCUGUGGAGUCAGGUAGUGUGGUCGAGGAGGAUGGAAAGAUUUCACCAGGAGAUGUACUUGAUGAACUCUACAAACAGCCUCUAAAAAACAGCAAAAUAGCCUAUGCACAUAAUUUGCUGCAGAAAUAUCAUGGUCUUCCAGUACAUAUGGGUGUUUUGAAGUAUCAGGACAGUGAAGGUAACCUAUAUCAGCCAAUUAUACAGCUAUUGGAAGAAUGUGGUAUUGACCCUCUGAGUUUGGGGGGAUCUUCUUCAUGGCAAGAUCAGACCAACACCCUCAAUGGGAACAGAAAACCACCACAUGCUAUCCUGGAGGAAGACGAGGAUACAGAAAUACCUGUUCAUGGCUCAGACAGCGGAGCUGUUUAUGAAGCAUCCUAUCUUGGUCAUGCGAUACUUGGAAAGGAUGGCCGUGUUCAGAGGAUAGAAGACGCGGUGUCACUGGUUGUGAGGAGUAACAAGAGAAAAAGGAGAGUGAAACUUGACCUGCGAGAAAAAGAAAUAUAUGUCUCUGAUCUGACAGAUCAUAAGUUGGUGCUACAGCAUGCCUACACUGCCAUAUCUGCUUGUGGGCGGAGGACUGAUGCUCUCACAUAUAUUGGUUAUAUUGCAGGGGAGACAACCUGUAGCCUGGCCAAGGACUUUGUGUGUCAUGUAUUUGAGAUGAAUAAUGUGGAAGAGGCCAGACUUGCACUGUGUACUAUGGCACAAGGAUUCCAGAGGACACAUCUUCUACUGUGAUAGUUCUUGGGAAAAACACCAAGAAGACAAACUAAGGACCAAUAAUAGAACUGUCAUGAAUUGUUAAAAGAUAGAAAGUAUUGUUUUCAUUAGUGACUGGAGAAUGUAGGAAACU